Messenger RNA from Cryptomeria japonica (Japanese cedar), 340 nucleotides. RefSeq names its product patatin-like protein 3. The transcript is spliced from 2 exons. NCBI's taxonomy places the organism in Eukaryota, Viridiplantae, Streptophyta, Pinopsida, Cupressales, Cupressaceae. The record is from RefSeq and is a predicted model, not a curated record. Bases 44 to 289 code for a protein of 81 amino acids.
UUUCAUACUGUAGGAAUGGCAACUAAAAGGAAGCGAAGCAAAGAUGGACCUCAGUACGGACGAGAACCUGAGGAAUCUUGUGAAGAAAGGCCAGGAACUAUUGGAUAAGCCUGUUAGAAGUUUAAAUUUGGAGACUGGGCGUCCUGAGACAGUGAAGAACGACUGCACAAACAGGAUGGCAUUGACUAAAAUGGCUGAACGACUCUCCAAGGAGAAGAAGUUGAGGGAUAAACGGAGCGCAUCUUCUGCACUUUCUAUGAAUGGCCAUAGUGUUGGAAUAAACAUCUGAACUUCUUUCUUCCAUUCCAAUCACACCUUACGCUAGAAUUUUGUGUAUAAU